AUCAACUUUUUUUUUUCUCGAGUCGGUAAGUUAGACAAAUUCACACCGACGAUCUAAGCCCGUUAUGGAUUAGUAUGCUAUGAUAAGAUAUUCGAUAAGAAAAGCAGGGAUUAAGCGAUGGUUGGGGUGCUUACGGUACCUAGGUACUUAUAUGACCAGGGUCUAUUGAGAUACCUCGGCAUCUUUCAGAUGUUAGAGUACCGAGUAGGAAGACGAUUAUUCUUAUUUCUUCAUUUCAAAGACUCUAUUACAUAUUGUAAAGCUACUAUAUACCGAAUUUCAAGACCUAAGAUUCACAUUCCGAUCUCAAAUCAUGUCUCAAUUAAAAGGAUACUCUGAUUUCAAGCACUUCCUCAUCUCGUCACCGUCUGAAUAUGUGGCUCACGUUGAGAUAAACCGGCCAUCUAAGCUAAACGCAUUUAUACCGGAAAUGUGGGAUGAAGUUGGAAAGAUAUUCGCAAAAUUAUCUCAUGAUCCAGAAGUCCGAGCUGUAAUAUUGUCUGCAGCCGGAGACCGGGCUUUCACGGCUGGCCUGGACGUACAAGCAGCAGAUCAAAGCGUUUUAGGGAAUAACGAUGGGCUAGAUGGAGCAAGACAGGCGACAAAGCAUCGGCGUCAAAUCCUAGAGUUCCAAGACUGUAUAGGACAGAUAGAGAAAUGCGAAAAGCCUGUAAUCUGUGUGUUACACGGCAUAUCUAUUGGCUUGGCUAUCGAUAUAGCCUGCUGUACCGACGUGAGGAUCUGCUCCAGAGAUGCCAAGUUCGCAGUAAAGGAAGUAGAUAUCGGUAUGGCCGCAGAUAUCGGCACCCUCAGUAGGCUCCCAAAGAUUGUUUCAAGCUUCUCCUGGGUAAAGGACGUUUGCUUGACGGCUCGGGGUUUCGGCGCUGAUGAAGCUCUCGCUGUUGGGUUCGUGAGCCAAGUUCUUGACACCAAAGCAAAGGCCAUCGAUAUCGCCACAAAGCUCGCAGCCCUCAUAUCUUCAAAAAGCCCUGUAGCUGUGCAAGGCACCAAGGAAUUGUUAAACAUUUCGCGCGACAACACGGUUGCAGAUAGCCUAAAAUACACCAGCAUAUGGAACCAGGCGAUGCUCCAAUCGGACGAUUUCAAAGUGGCGCUGUUAUCUGGAUUGAAAAAGACCAAGCCGAGGUUUGAGAAAUUGUAGUGCACUAUCCGGUAAGACACGCCCGGAGAAUGUAUAAACACGCAGAGAUAAACCCGGCCACGGUAUACUUUGAGGAGACUGGAGGUCCUCUAUCCUUUUCGUGCAUUGUAUUCGGCAAUAAUUAGUGUAUCUAUAGUCUAAAACUGAGCUGCUUCUUCAUUUGACAUCUCGAUCCGAAUCGGAGUCGUCGUCCACGUCGGGCACGUUCUCCUUCAAUCGCUGUGGUGUGUCAGUAGAUAAAUAAGAUGACUUGGGAAGAGCUUGGUCAUACCCUGUCGAGCUCCAUCUUCAACUUGGCCACCAUAUUAUCUUUGACUACAAGAUGAGAUUCAUCAAGGUCCUCGAUUAUAUACUCAUUAUCUUCGCUGUCGAUACUGAUGAUGAUGGAUUUGAUCGAGGGGUCACAUUCGACCAAGGUACCU
Molecule: messenger RNA, 1584 nt
Organism: Hypoxylon trugodes
Lineage: Eukaryota; Fungi; Ascomycota; Sordariomycetes; Xylariales; Hypoxylaceae
Product: ClpP/crotonase
Exons: 3
Coding region: 314-1162 (282 amino acids)
Cellular component (GO): mitochondrion
Molecular function (GO): delta(3,5)-delta(2,4)-dienoyl-CoA isomerase activity
Source: RefSeq, a predicted model, not a curated record